CAGCCCAACAAUUAGUGGUACGGCGCAUGCGUUUACUUACGCGUGCGCGUCACAGUGUGCCGAGGGUUUGCACUUCAGUGCUUUUCAUUAAACAGUGGUCACUGCGAAGAAGAGUAUACCAUGCACGUAUAGACACUCAAAUUAGGGCAACAGCUACGCUCACGUGCUGGGCGUGCGCGCGCUCUACACGCGCAGAGCGUUCGCGCAUAAUGUGCGUGCACUUCGGUGUGCGCUGGGUUUGGCGAACUACGUCGUCACUUGUUGAAGAGAAGUUGGGCCACUAGGAAGUAUACAGGUGCGUCAAGCAGGAUGGAGCUCUGCAGUAUAUCUGUAAUCUACAUCCUGAUGAUGCUAUCAUUCCAAGUGGAGGCAGCAAACGGCUCACUCGAAGUUGAAAUUUCUGUUCUAACUGAUCCUGGAGGCAGACCAUCAAUCAAUUACCGCCUCGGCUCCACGGCAACUCUCAUCUGUCAUGUUGAGAAUAUGACUGGUCCAGUUACCUAUCACUGGUCGUCAACAAGCACUGCGUUCUUUGCCUACAACAGCAGUGCCAUGUUCAACAGGAAGAGACUUCUCUCGGCGGCUGAUGCCGGUGUCCACACUUGCACUGUGACUGAUGCUUACGGAAACUCUGGUCAUGCAAGUCUCACAAUGAUGUUUAAAGAAAUUAUGGUGUAUGUUGCCGAGAGUUAUGAUCAUGAGGAUGUGAUCGUGGCAAACAAUUCUGCCGUUCUCUACCAUCCUGGGUCAUGUUUGAACUGUCCAGUUGUGUUCUACUGCUUCUCCAACUCUACGUCAUCCGGAGUAGGAGAAUUAAUUCUUCCAGACGGCACUACUCAUCAUGAUACUGAUAGCAGUCAGCUUUUGGUUGAGAGACUGCCUUUCUCAACACUCCGAGUGCAGGUGUCCAACUCACAACCCAUCACUGGUCUCUUUACAUGCAGGCUGCCUGACUCCAAUGGGAAUACUAUGGAGACUACUAUUGGUUUAUACAGUGGAACAGUGGGGCCACCUAGAAUCAAUGUGUUGGAGAGUGGCUACAAUGACUUGACAAUGGAUCCUGAUGACUCGUCGGUCUUUGCUACAGUAGAGUGCUACACAAUGAGUUCACCACCAACUAUAGUCACGUGGAAGAGAGACGGAGUAGAGGUUGAUGUAAGGAGCAGUGACUACAGCACUCUGCAAGUGGCUGUCGACAGGAUUAAUUCUCACUAUCGGAAUAUUCUGCUCGUCCAUAGCAUCUUAGAAAUCAUGGGGAACCACACUUUCACAUGUGAAAUAGAAAACAUCGGUGGAUCCACUUAUCACAGUGUAGCCAUUGACAUUCCAGUUAUGCCAAAGGCUAGUAUGGAAGUGACUCCUCAUUCUGGUCGUAAAGGUGAAACAAUUACCCUCUUGUGCCGAGGAUACACGGAUCCCCCGAAGGCUACGGCUCAACUCAUGCCCUACAUCACUACUGAGUGGGUGGGCCCCAUGGGACUUGGCUUGACAGAAGAGAAUGGCAUCACUAUCAGUACUCGACGUCACAAUACCCAUGGAGUUGUCAGCACAUUGACCAUAAACGGAACAAAAUACAGCCAAACUGGAGUGUAUUCUUGCGUUGUCACACUGAAUGCAACCGAUAAACCCUCAGUUAAUUCCGCAGAAUUUCACCUGACACUCAAACAAAACAUCACAAUCUACGAGUCUGAGCAGGAGCUCACUGAGGCACACCAUGCAGUUGAUGGCCUGGUUUGUCUAAUCAUAAAGAAUGUGAGUAUAGAGUUGUCUUCCUCGUCUCCAACGGCUGGAGAAGAGCUACGAAUGACUUGCUCUGCAGUCAGUGAUGUGCUACCCACCCUGACCUGGACUGACCCCAGGGGAGACAGAGUAACAACUAACAAUCCACAUGUGUCUCUAGAGUUGGUGGACGGAGAGCUUAGUCUUUUGUUCCAGUCACUUCACACAUCCCAUGGAGGAGUCUACACUUGUGUAGCCAGUGUGGGAGGGAUAUCGUCAGCACAGAAAAUGGCUGCAGAACACCUGCUUGCAAUUCAGAUUCCUCAGCCUGUCACGUUGAUCGCAUUCAAUCCUACUGAUGUGUACCCGAGCAGUCGACUCUCAAUUACCUGUGAGGUGAGCCUCGCUCAAGAAGUGGACACGCCUGUCAGAGUUGGGAUGCGGUGGAAUGCCCCGACACCAAUAUAUGGGAACAACAGGAUAACUAUGAGAGAGGACAGGAGCACGAGUUUCGUGUACAAGUCCAUUUUGCUCAUUAACUCUGUUUCGUUCAGUGACGCAGCCAGCUCUGUCUCCCUAGCCUGUGUGGCGCCACCUGAUGCGGUCCCACCACUCACCUACAGCUGGUCCUCAACCUGCUCCAGUUGUUUCACCUCAAACAAUUCCUCCAGGGAAAUAACCAUUGACAUCCUGCGCUCUAGUGACGGUGGAGUACACACCUGCACAGUAACUGAUGCUGAAAGUCACACUGGAAGUGCUAAAACUGAAAUGAGGCUCUAUGGCCGGCCAGUUGUCUACAGCAGUAGUCAUGAGUACUCCAGUGGCUCUGCAAACUCUAUUUUGAGCCUCGAGUGCCCAUCAAGAAACUCUAUCCCCAGUAACGUGACGUGGCUUAGAAACAAUGAGACUGUCGACACCCUUAAUGGCCUGUAUGAGACAGUGGAGAUAGCCAACAGAGGGUAUCUCACUAGUUCAUACUUUUGGAACAUUCUGAUAGUGAGGUCGGUGGCUGGAGCUCUGGGAAACCAGCGAUACACGUGUCACAUCCAAAACACUUUUGGAAAGGACUCUGCAAAUAUUAUACUUCAGCGAGAAGUGAUAACUAUUACAACGCCGUCAGAGACACUCUAUGGAGAUGCACUUCUGUUAGUGUGCAGCAGUGUUGCACUGCCUACUGAAUACGCCUCGAGAGCUCAUAUUCAGUGGUGGGGACCAAAUGGAACCAGUCUUGAUGGAAUGAACGGAAUAGCAGUUGGAGAACAAACGUCAGACGGUGAAACUUCUUCUAGAAAUCUAGCCUUUGAUUUUCUAAGAUCUUUCAUGGAUGGAGUAUACACCUGUCAGUUUUCUAUUCAAUACAUGAAUGAAACAUACACCGAGACAAAGAAUUACAGCUUGAUGGUUUCAGGAAGGAUAAGUAUAACUGGAAAUGAUGUCACACUGGUCAGUGGAAAAGCGAGGUCCAUUCGGUGUUCUUGGGGUAGUGUUGGGUUAGCUCGACUUGCGUGGUACCUGGAGGGACUGUACACCAUCCCUCUGGCCUCUGCUGACGGUUCAUCAUCUGUGACACUCUAUCUCGAUCCAAGUAUCACUGGACUCAAUGACACAACCUUUGUGUGCCGAGCAACAGAUGUUCUUGGGUAUACCUACCAAAACGAGACUGUCGUGUAUGUCAAAGACAUGAGUGUGGAUAUACAAGUGAGAUAUGUGGCUCCUCCAGACUUUGGUCUCUCCCCUCCAUACUACCGUCCUGGGAGCUCUCUAACACUGUCGUGUAUUGCAACAGGGGCAUCUGAUUCUGUUGCUUUUCAGUGGACAUCCACCUACCCACAAUCGUUCACUUAUGGUGCAAGAAAUGCAGUGCGCUCAAAAACUUUAUUGACUGCAUAUGAUUCUUGGACCCAUACAUGCACUAUCACUGACACUGAUCGCACUACUGCCUCUGCCAGGGUCAAAGUCUUUCUGCUAUGUAGUGGCACGUACACAAUUAAUCGACAGAGUCCAUCGGGAAUAAAUAUCUACACUUCUCGAUACAAUACCCCUAUAGUUGGGAUAUACACCUGUAGAAUGACCAGUCCAAACGGCCAAGUACGAGAUAUGAGCUUUGGAGUAUACACGACUACUAUCCGUAUACCAACCUUGUCCCCUCCAGAGUAUAUAGAUCUGAUUGAGGUAGCUCAUGAGCCAGCUCUGGGAAUGGUGGUCUGCAAUUCAAGUGGAUUUCCUCCCACCCACGUUUCAUGGAAGAGAGGGAACACCUUGCUCUCUGCAGAUGACACUUCCUAUCAGCAGAUACAACGAGUUGUAUCACGUGGUUCUAGUCUAUAUUCCAACAUCUUGAUACUGAAUGAUAUACACGGAGUCAUAGGAAACCACAGAUACGUGUGUUUGAUCAGAAACCAAGCUGGUGCUGUGUCACGUGCUAUUGAAGUGUCUAACACAGUUGAGCCACAACUGAGUAUACAAGCUCCAGCAGAUCCAGAGUAUCUAUCAGACCUCAGUCUGUCCUGCAGCGUUCAUGUCCCCCAGAAGCUUCAUCGUCAUCUUGUUCCCUACAUGACUGUGACCUGGCACACUCCAUUUGAGGAGAGCUCCACAGCAGGGGCUCCAGUGGUAGAUGAUGGAGCUUCUCUGCACCUGAAUCUCUCCAUUGCCUCAGUCAAUGAGACUCACAAUGGAGUGUAUAACUGCCGUGUGGUAAUACAACUACCCAACACUAGUUCUCCCAUUACAAGAGAAACUGAUUAUACACUCAACCUCAAAGCUGUGAGCAUUGUAACUGAGCGUGACCCGAUGGUUGUUGGAAUUCCUAAUGAAGUGGUGUGUAGCACACGCGAGCUCGGUGUUUCGGCAAUAGAGAUGAUUUUUCCUGAAACUAACAAGACACUCGCAACUGCCAACGACACCAAUUUCCAUUCUACUGACAAUUUCUCAUCCAAUGCUAUUCAACUUCAAGUAGUAGCUGCUCCACCUGUCGUGACUAUAUUAAGAGGGAAUAACGGGAGGGUGGAACUCCACUCUGACCACACACUGGUCUGUGAGGUUGACAUUAUCAGCGAGGUCGACACUCCUGUGUUGGUCGAGAUAGAGUGGGACCUCCCACCUUUCUUCAGUGAUGCUAGUAGAGCAUCUGUCUCUGAUGUUCGUGGCAGUGGCUUCUCCUAUAGCUCUGUGAUGUCGAUUAGUAACUUUACAGUCAGAGAAUCUGAACUUUCUGUGAGUAUACAAGUGGACUACACUCCACCAUCUGAUUUCCAUCUCCCAAGUCCUCCCUACUAUCGUCCAGCCAGCUCUGUCUCCCUAGCCUGUGUGGCUACCAAUGCAGUAGGGACUGCCAGCUACCUGUGGUUCUCUACAAACUCAGACUCCUUUGCCAAUGGUGCCAGUGGAGGGAACAUAUCUCGGGACAUACUGACUGCAUUUGAUGCUGGAUACCAUAUCUGUACUGUAACAGAUGAGGUGGGAAACACAGGAACUGCAAUGACACCUAUGGAACUGUUUGGUGCCGGAAUAUAUGUCAGUAGUAGUGAGAGAGUGACCGAUUCUGCUGUUCCUAAUAACACUGCUCUCCGGUUUACUUCACAUUAUUGUAACAAUUGCCGAGUCUCAUUCUACUGCCUCUCCAACUCCACAGUAACUGAGUACAGACCUUCCGUCUGGUACUACUACGGAAGACUUUAUCCCAAUACAACUGAGAAUUGCGUAACGGUUACAGAGUCAGCUACAGGUCUCUUUGUUCAUAACUACAGAUAUGAGAGACUAGGAGGAAUGUACAUUUGUGACAUUGCUGAUUCCAAUGGAAACAUUAUCCAGCUAAGUGUUGGGGUCUAUGACUAUAAUAAUUUUAAUGCACCAUACGUGACUAGUGGUGACUACAUCAAUCAUAUCAAUAGCCCAGAAACGGAUGCUUUGGUCACAGUAUACUGCAGCACCUACCGCUAUCCACCCACUAAUGUGAUAUGGAGACGAAAUGGUGUAAAAGUUACAAUAGAUGGCUUCAAAUAUGAAGCGUAUCAGGCAGUGACAAACCGACAAGGUUCUUACUAUUACAAUGCCCUCGUCAUUCGGGAUAUAGCUGGGAUUACUGAUCAACCAGAGUACACUUGCGAAGUGAGAAACACUGCAGGUCAUCGAACAGAAACAAUAACCCUUUACAACAUCCCAGCUGUAUCUCUGUCCUUGUCAGGUAAAACAUUAUUUUACCUUAAAUAAAUAAUCUCUUUUGAUGCCAAAGGUAUCUCAUUCGAUAAACGAAAAAUAGUAUUAACGCCUAGUAUUAUAACCCCUAUUGUUGUAGACUUAUGGAGGCUCUGGACAUAUUUAUGUGUCCGUGGCUGGUUAAGGUUGUAACUGUUUGUCUUUACAGUGGACCUAUAUCCUGGUUCACCAACGGCUUAUGGUCUACCAGUGAAUGAAGACUUUAGCUUGGUGUGUUCUGGAGUUGUGACAUCAUCCAUUCCACUCGAGAAACUCCAUCUUAAGGACAACAUUCGUGUUCAGUGUUGUGUGUCUGGUGAAGGCAGUGUCUUUAGGAGCACUCUGCUAUUCCACCCACUUGGUCAUGGUCACGACAAACUCUACACUUGCUCAAUGACUUUGGAACAUCCAGCAUAUAGUAUUGUCCCUUCAGACACCUCUGACUACAGAGUUAUGUUUGAUUUCGCCUUUUUCCAAUUGAAGUUCAAUGGACUGUUGUGUACCGAGGUUUCAGAGCGAUUGGAACGAGAUAUCAAAGAAACACUUGCGUUUUUCAUUGAUCGGGAAUGUAGGUGUGGCUUUGAGUCCUCACUGAUAGACCAGGGAGAGUUCCACUGUAACGAUGACAUCAUCAUCUACAGAGCCCGGAUAAUUGGUAGCAGUGAUGUACAAUCAUCUCAACGAGUGAUGGAGAUAUUGAACAAGUGGAAGAGCAGCGAAGGGACAUUUGUGUUCAGUGGAAGGCAGAAGAAUGCGAGGGUUUGGGUGGACCCCCUCUGUCCCCUCAAGAUCGACUCGUUUGCCAGUGAAAUAUUAUGUGGGGACUAAUAACAAAGCUGGUGUGUUGAUUUCACAAUGACUUUGUAGUUUUUCAAUUAGAAUUAUGAGUUUUGUUUAGUUAUGGAGUAGUGAUUUAGCUAUUGUGUAUUAUGCAUGUUGUUAAAAGAUCAUUCCUAGGGAGCUAAUAACCAACAAAAUGUGAAGACUUUUAAUGUUAAUCACUUAGUUGGUAAUUAUAGGGAUG
Messenger RNA from Geodia barretti, 6940 nucleotides. The record is from the annotation of a GenBank genome assembly. NCBI's taxonomy places the organism in Eukaryota, Metazoa, Porifera, Demospongiae, Tetractinellida, Geodiidae.